AUGGCAUCCAACUUUUUUCAUCCUUACUUCGUUCGCUAUUACUUCCUUCGACAAGUCGAUACGCAUUCUGAAAUGAAAAUAUCUAGGCAGGAGUCCCUUGACCGGCAACACGAUUUAUUGGACCGACUUGCCCGACUAUUGAGGGACAACAGUCGCCAUCUUGGACAUCAGCUGACGGAUAUCUUUGAGAAACUCCUUCUAGACCUCUCUAGCACACAUGCUGCUUUAGUGAAAAAGGACUCCGAAUCUACGGCAAAGCUUGCCGAACAGUCUGAGUGCGCUAACCAAGGCCUUUUCAAGAUGUUAGAGACGCAGGUCAGUCUCUUCUUUAUAGUCAAACUGCCUUCUUUGCUUUCUCAGAUAGCCAAAAAGUUUAUCUUGUUGAUUGAGCCUUGA
Molecule: messenger RNA, 396 nt
Organism: Protopolystoma xenopodis
Lineage: Eukaryota; Metazoa; Platyhelminthes; Monogenea; Polystomatidea; Polystomatidae
Source: the annotation of a GenBank genome assembly